Messenger RNA from Leptinotarsa decemlineata (Colorado potato beetle), 961 nucleotides. Its product is annotated as uridine diphosphate glucose pyrophosphatase NUDT14. Gene Ontology annotation, molecular function: UDP-sugar diphosphatase activity; metal ion binding. The record is from RefSeq and is a predicted model, not a curated record. Gene Ontology annotation, biological process: nucleoside phosphate metabolic process; ribose phosphate metabolic process. Lineage: Eukaryota; Metazoa; Arthropoda; Insecta; Coleoptera; Chrysomelidae.
UGGGGAUUUGUAUUUGUGUGUGUGUCUGUGUAUCUGCAUAUGUGGUCAAGUGUCGAUGAUGAAAGAAAUAUGAAAUUAAAAAGAGUUUUGCUAAUAACAUAUUACAUUUUUCUGCAUGUAAAAUAAGGGUGGUUGGUGAAUGUGAAUUAUCUUGAGAUUUCUGAAACUAGUUAGUGGUUAUGGAAGAUGUUUCUGAGGUUUAUUUAACAGAUUAUAUUCCAACAAUUUACAGUUCUCCUCGCACUAUAAAGUAUGUACAAGAUGGUAAAAAUAAAAUAUGUAAUAUUUUUGCGGAGCGAAACGGCGUGGUUAUAAUUAUUUACAACAGCACUAGGAAUGUUCUAGUUCUUGUAAAGCAGUUUAGACCAUCUGCCUACAUUCAGAAUGUGUUUUCUGAAACCCAGAGAAUGGAAAAGGAAGAAAAGGUUGAUGUAAAUAAAUUUCCACCCACUCUCGGUAUCACAUUGGAAUUUUGUGCUGGUUUAGAGGACAAAAAUAUCCCAAGUGAAGAAAUUGCACGAGAAGAAAUCUUAGAAGAAUUUGGUUAUAAUGUAGAUGUCAGCCACCUUGAAAAAAUUGGAACUAUCAAAAACCUUACAGAAAGUACUGGAGCAAAUUCUACAUUUUAUUACUGCCAAGUAACAGAUGAUAUGAGGUUGAACAGUGGUGGAGGAGUAGAUGGAGAGAAUAUUGAGGUUAUUGAAAUGCCAGUAGAGGAAGUGAUUUCAUAUUCAAGUUCCCGCGAAUUUGUAUCUUCUCCUAUUAACUUUAUGUAUGGAUUAUAUUGGUUUUUGUACAACAAAUACAAUAGGACAGGGUGCAAGUAAUUGUUUAAUGAAUGUGUAAAUAAAUUGAGAGUUGAAGUAAAUAUCAGGAUAAGAAAAAAUUGUGAAAUUUUAUUAGUAUAGAUAUGUUCAAUUACUAAUAAAAAAAGUAGAGUAUUCAUAUACAAACCUGGAAA